AUGAGAGUGUACCUUAAAGGCGAUCCUGAGGCAGAGGAUUUUUCCAAUUUACUUCUUCAAAUAGGAAAUGGAGAUUUACAUGAAGAUGAUGAUAAGAAAGUGAACAUUCCAAACAAUUUGUGUGUAGUCGUCAAGGAUCUAAAAAGUUUGAGUGAGCAAAUAUAUCUGAAUUUAAAUAAUUUUCAUUCAGAAAACCUGACUUGGCUUAACGAAAGAGCCAUUCUUACACCAAAGAAUGACACUGCAGCAAGCAUCAACGAUUCCUUAUUGGACCAGCUUCCUACUGAAAUGGUGAAAUAUCCAUCUGUGGACUCUGUUGUGGAGUUAGAAGAUGUAGUUAAUUAUCCUGUAGAGUUCCUUCAAACUUUAAAUCCACCAGGAAUUCCACCUCGCAAUCUAUGUUUGAAAAUUGGAGCUCCAAUAAUGCUAUUGCGUAACCUUAUACUUCCAAAACUUUGUAAUGGCACACGACUUCGGAUUAAGACCUUACAUAAAAAUGUAAUUGAAGCAACUAUCUUUACAGGCUGCGGUAUGAGAGAAACAGUUUUUCUACCAAGAAUACCUUUAAUUCCAGCUGACUACCACUUUCAAUUCAAACGGCUACAAUUUCCCGUAAAGGUAUGUUUUACCAUGACAAUUAACAAAGCGCAAGGACAGUCUUUGAAAGUGGCAGGAGUGGAUUUAAGGAAUGACUGUUUCUCACAUGGCCAAUUAUACGUAGCCUGUUCUCGUGUAAGCUCUCCUGAUAGUCUGAUAAUACUGUCUCCUGAAGGAAGAACCAAAAAUAUUGUAUACAAGGAGGUACUAUAA
Messenger RNA from Acyrthosiphon pisum (pea aphid), 810 nucleotides. Its product is annotated as ATP-dependent DNA helicase pif1-like. Lineage: Eukaryota; Metazoa; Arthropoda; Insecta; Hemiptera; Aphididae. The coding region runs from base 1 to 810 and encodes 269 amino acids. The record is from RefSeq and is a predicted model, not a curated record. The transcript has a single exon.